Messenger RNA from Olea europaea var. sylvestris, 1488 nucleotides. Its product is annotated as protein TRIGALACTOSYLDIACYLGLYCEROL 3, chloroplastic-like. Gene Ontology annotation, molecular function: ATP hydrolysis activity; ATP binding. Bases 152 to 844 code for a protein of 230 amino acids. The record is from RefSeq and is a predicted model, not a curated record. Lineage: Eukaryota; Viridiplantae; Streptophyta; Magnoliopsida; Lamiales; Oleaceae. The transcript has 6 exons.
AAGUACCAACUAAGGAAUAUUCUGGGUUGCCAAUUUGACACAAUUUGCAUUGAAGAAUCUGAUUUUCCAUUUAAUUGGAUUUGGGUUGGCCUCAAAAUCGUCCAUUUGGAUUCAAAACCCCAUCAACUGGAAUUGUGUGUAAGUGUCAUCAAUGUUUUCAUCAGUUGGUGCCGGUGAUGGUUCGUUUGUAUACACGCAUACUCUUAAAAAUAUCAUAUGCAGUAGUGGCAAGGGUUCUUGUUCUUUUCGCUCCCCUCCAGGAUUCUUGGUUGAUGAUCAUCAAAACCCUAUAAGAUUUAAAAAGAUUAUUUCCGCCUGUAAAUGUAUCGCGGACAUCAAACCCACGAAAUUCACUGGUUCACAUGAAACAGAGAAUUUGAGUGUGGGAAAAGAGCUUGAUGAUGAAUCAUAUGUGCUUAUUGAAUGUAGAAACGUCUACAAGUCAUUUAGAGAAGCAUAUCUUAAGAGGUUGUCCCCCUCUCUCUUCCAUGCCUACGUGCAUCUAUUGUGUUCCAUCAGUUUCUACAUGUAUCACAUGACGAUAUCAUGGCAUGGGGAGGCUGUUGGAAUAAUUGGGCCUUCUGGGACUGGUAAGUCAACCAUCUUAAAGAUCAUGGCUGGGCUUCUUGCUCCUGACAAGGUGCUCCUGUACAAUGAACCAAGUGCUGGACUGGAUCCAAUUGUAUCUACUGUAGUUGAGGAUCUCAUCCGCUCUGUUCAUAUCAAAGGUAAGGACUUGGGAAGCCUGGAAAGAUUGCAUCAUAUGUUAUUGUCACUCAUCAACAUAGUACAACUAGAAGAGCCGUUGAUAGUUUGCAUCUGGGAGCUUGGAUGGACCAAUUAGAUAUUACCAAAUUGAGGCAACACACAGAAUAUGGGUUCUUGAAUACCAAUUUCUUCAUAUUUCAAGUCAUAUUUUAUGACAAUUGAGACGUGAUAGAUUUUCCCCCGUGAAUUGGAGUGAGGAAUAGGUUCAAGUUUGAUGAAGUGUUCAAUGGCCCGGCAAUACAGUCCACCGACAUCCCCCUUUCCCCAGUUUUGUUCCGUCCGAUUAUUCUUCCUUCAGGCUUUGCUUUAUACUCGGGUCAUAUGGGGCCUUGUUGGAUAGCAUUGUCAACGUGAAACGAGUUGAAAUAGAACUAGUUGUGAUGCCUACUUGAUUAGAGGAACUCACUCUCCUUGUGUUUUGUAAGAAUCAAAAAUGAUGCACAGUAGCAUUUUUAGGUAUAGUUGCAACUAACAGAAAUGAUAAACUGAUGUACCAUUGAUUGAUGAGAUAUAAUCCCACUUUUAUUUCUUUGGCUGGGAUUUAGUUCUUGCAUCAGUUCAUUUGUUUCCGCUUUCGAUAUUUAUUUUUGUUUCUGCAUAUUGAGCGGAAACUUGAGGGACAAAGUGAAAAUAGAGAUGAUUUCUAAGGGUUUGCUUGGGAGUUUUGGGGGACCGGUUAUAAACAUUUUUAAGGUAUCAAUUUUAAUCGUUUAUGAGUUG